AUUAUUUUCCCAUUGUAGCGCGUAAAAAAAUAAUCCAACAGAGAACUGGGAAUGGCGCUAAUGAUACUUAACCCCUCGUCAUCUUCAGUUACCAGCAAAAAAUCCCAUCUCCUCCUCCACAAAUCAUCCAAUUCCCAUCCCAAAACCGCUAAUUUUUCUAUCAAAUCCGAACAAGAUUCCUCCUCAAACCAACCUACGGAACAAACCCCUCCCAAUCCCAAGAAAGCCAACAAUUUAUCGUCUGGUUCAGGAUUUGGCUCUGCUUCUGCAGCUUCCACAGUAUCCUCGUCCAAGAGGAAACAGCAGAAGGGAAAAAGAGAAAGGGCCUCCAUAAUUCGUAGAGAACCGCUGGAAAAACCCAAGUUUGUUGCAACUCCACAAGAGGAAGCGAGGAGCGAAGAGCUGAGGAAGAGUGAGAGUGCUUUUCUUCUUGCUUGGUUAGGACUCGGCGCAAUUAUUCUUGUCGAGGGUAUUGUUCUAGCUGCCUCAGGCUUUUUACCAGAAGAAUGGGAUAAGUUCUUUGUGAAGUAUCUUUACCCUUCGUUUACUCCAACAGUGUUCUUGUUUGUGGCUGGUACAGUUGCCUAUGGAGUUUUGAAGUACUUGCAAAAUGAGCAAUUUAACCGGGAAAACUGAUCUUACAAUAUCAAAUAUGAGUUAGAGGGGUUCUAGCAUAAUUAGCAAGGUCUUAUUUGUUCCGUCCGAUGCUUUUUGUCCCUGUGACCAAACAAAUAUGUAUUAUCGAAAUUCUAAAACUGUUAUUCAGAAAAAUGCUGAAACACA
Olea europaea var. sylvestris is the source of this 783-nucleotide messenger RNA. Its product is annotated as protein LOW PSII ACCUMULATION 2, chloroplastic-like. Gene Ontology annotation, cellular component: chloroplast. The coding region runs from base 52 to 636 and encodes 194 amino acids. The record is from RefSeq and is a predicted model, not a curated record. NCBI's taxonomy places the organism in Eukaryota, Viridiplantae, Streptophyta, Magnoliopsida, Lamiales, Oleaceae. The transcript is spliced from 3 exons.